Cajanus cajan (pigeon pea) is the source of this 2298-nucleotide messenger RNA. Its product is annotated as FCS-Like Zinc finger 8. Lineage: Eukaryota; Viridiplantae; Streptophyta; Magnoliopsida; Fabales; Fabaceae. The record is from RefSeq and is a predicted model, not a curated record.
UCACAUUCAGAGUCACACAAAGCCAAAGAUAGUUAAUUGCAAAGCGCCAGUGUUGAGAGCAAAGUCAAAAUUGAAAAGAAAACCACUGAUUCUCAUGCACUCACACGCGUCCUCAUAAUAACCCACCAAACCGCUUUCAGUUUCUCCCCCACUGCACUCCUAUCUAUGGGCCAAUUUUCCAGGUUUCCACCAUGCCAUUACCACAAUAAAGACCAACAUAACCCCAUUACUCACUAAACCUUUAAACCCUCAUUACUGAAGAAGAAAGGAGUACUACCACUUCAUUUCGUUCAUCAUUUAUCAUUUUUCUUCUUAGUAUUAUUUGGCCUUUUCCGUUUUGGGCCUGAAAUGCGAUCUUAGGGACCAGUUUUGGUUUUACUCUGGUGGGUCUCCCAGCAUUUGUGAAAUUGAAAGGUAGCGAAAAGGAGAAGCAAAAAAUACAAAUAACCCUCCUUUGUUUCUGAUGCACCUCUGGUCCCUUGAUCAUGACUACUGAGACCCUCUUUGCAUGUCGUUUCUCAUCACCCUUUUGAUUCCAUUCUCUAAGACUGAGCAAGAGAGGGCGACAAAGCCGGGGAAAAAGUCACUUUUACAUAACAAUUUUCUCACUGGUUUAGGCAUGGAGAUUACAGAAGUAUAAACAAGUUAAGAGAGAGGGGUUUUGUUUUAUGGAAACUUGUGUUUUCUGACUCUUCACACAAAAGUGAAAUUAUUUGACUGCAGUUGUUUUGCACAUGUAUUGUACAAACCUCCACCAAUACUGCACAAGAGAAACAUAGAAUUGAUUUUUAUGUUGUCCUUGCAGAAUAAAAAUGAACCGUGGUGAUAAAGAGAUUCAUUUAGAGCAUUCCCUAUUGAUUGAUAAGCUCUGAUUCUGAUGGCAUUUUCUAGUUCCUCACCAUCUAUAUCCGAGAAAUACAAGAAACUCGUGUCAUCUUUCUUCAGUUCUCCAAAGCUAUUGGUCAAUUUCGCAUCCAAAGUGGUGUGUGAAACUGAGGCUAUGAUGAGUCCAACUUCAAUACUUGACACUAACAACAAGCCUUUCUCUGGUUUCAAAAACCCUUUUUGGUCAGAAACUAACAGCCCCAGAACUCCUGUUGGUGAACACAAACGUUGUUGGGACAAAUUGGAUUCAAAGGGCCUAGUUGAUGCUCUUGUUGAUGACAACAAGCCUGGUGAAAUGACAUCAAAAUCACAAAGCAGAAUGAUUUUAUUUGGAUCCCAGCUUAGGAUUCAGAAUCCUCCCAUGAUUCAUGCAACACUUUCUCCAUCUCAGUCACCUAAAUCUGCUUAUGAGUCUUCUAUUUCAGUCAAAUCUCCAAAAAUUUUGAAGGGGUGUCUCUCUGCUAGUGAAAUGGAGCUCUCAGAGGACUACACUCGCGUCAUUUCUCACGGGCCUAACCCUAGAACUACUCACAUAUUUGAUAACUGCAUUGUUGAGAGUGGCUGCUUUGAUGUUGGAUGCUCUUCUUCUCCUAUGGAAAAUGUUUUUCUUCCUCCUCACAUAAGUUACCCCUCUGAGAGCUUCAUGAGCUUCUGUUUUUACUGCAAGAAAAAUCUUAGCCAGGACAUGGACAUCUACAUGUACAGGGGUGAGAGGGCAUUUUGCAGCCGUGAAUGCCGUGACCAGGGAAUGCUGUUGGAGGAGGGGAUGAACAAAUUGGAAGGUGGAGACAUGUUUAUGGGACAUAAUUGAGUUCCUUUCACGAUGGCUAUCUUUAGUUUUAGCCCUCCACUGAUCUACCUUACUUUGCUUCAAAGAGCUUAUGAUAACUCUCUUCAUUUUUAUUAGUUGUCUAGGUUAAUUUUUGGGACAUAAAGUGGUCCUUGAAGAUCCUGGAUCACUGUACCUGAUUUUGUUCUUUCUGUUUCUUUUUCUGGGUGGUAGUUCUGUAGAAGGUGGAAAAGAUUGAAAAUGAAAGGCCGAAAUACUGUAGAGAAGAUUUUUAUGAAUUAGGAGCAUGCUACUCGGUUUUGCAUUGCUUUUAAUAUAGUCCACAUACAGUAAUAAUACAAUAAUUACCCACUUAGGUCCAAUAUCCCAUCAUGUCUAUUAGAUUUUUUGAGGAUAUGAUCUGCACAUAUAAUGUGUAGGAACAGUUUUGUGACUGAAUUUGAGGAAUGAUUCUGUGUCCAUUUCGAAAGGGAGAAUUGGAAGAGGCCAAUUUGCGGUUUACGAUGGCAAAAGAAGAAGAAACCAACGAUAAACGUCGUACCUUUAUUUGGUUGUUGGUAGUUUUUGUAGGGAAGAACAUCUUUGUCCUUAUUGCUGCUUACUAAUAAUAAACUUCACAACCA